CCAUUGCUCCAUUGCUGACGACGAGCGAACCUCCAUCCAAACGCUGUUCGCAACCGAUCCCAGAGAUCAAGGUCCCCAUACAUCCACCACCACCACCACCACCAUCCUCUUCCUCUUCCCUCUCUUGCCUCCUCCUUUUAUUACUCUACUCAUUUAGCUUUUGGUUGGUUGGUUCCCUUCUUGAGACCCCAAAACCCAACUAGGAAGGACAAGGACACAUCCCUCUCCCUCUUCCACCAAGAGAGAUAGAGCCAAGAACCGGACGAGGUAGAAGAGAUUGAGCCGCCACGGCAGUGGGAGCGCGCGCGCGAGUUCCCCGAGAUCCGCGAGAUCUCCGUCGCCGGCUCAUGCCACUGGUCGGUUCUUGGGGCGGCGGCGGCGGCGGCGGGGGGUGGUGAGUCUGUGGCCGUUUCUUGCGGCGUGGUGAGGUGAGGGGAGGGAGAAAGAGAGGCUGCACAUGUCCGUCAUGGCGCGGCCCCGCUUCGAGGAGGAUGACGAGGAUGAGUUCUUUGACUCGAGGGAGGUCAUGUCGCCGGCGUCCGUCUCUUCUCCGGCGAGCUCCGGGCGCUACGACGGGCCCAUGCUCGAGGUGUGGGCCACCGACCCGUGCAGCGUCCAUGAGCGCCGUCAGAGGUUCAUCAAGUCCUUGGGCCUCUCGGAUUCGAGCCCCUCCGCCGGCGGCGGCGGCGACCGGCCCGACGAGGAGCCGUGCUCGAGGUCCAGUGCCGCAGAAGAGAUCCUCCCGUGCAGCCCCACCGUCGAGCUGGUCUCAGCCGUCCCCAGUUUUGCGUGCAGAGGCGAGGAGCCGGGAGCGUCAGGCGGCGGCGGCGGCGCGGAGGUGUUGGAUUGUGUAUUCAAGAACUUGGACGAUGGUACAGUGUUUGUCGUCGACGAGAUGGGAAAAGAUGGGAGUUUCAGGAGCCUCAGGGACAGGCGAUCCAACCGGACAGUUACUGCAGCGGAAUUCGAACGGACCUACGGCUCGUCCCCAUUCAUCUGUGAGCUGAUGCGGCGGGUGGAUGAUUCGGAUGAGUCCUCUGCUGUGGAGAAGGCUCUGGUCAGGGGAAGGAGAAGGAGGAGGAGAUUUGGAUGGCUGCGCAGGCUCGGCAUCCGUGGCUGCGUCGUCGAUGUGGAGGAGGACGAUGAGACGAAUUCAACAUCCUCGAGUUCUUGUCGGAGUUGCUCUGGGAAGGUUGAUAGGGUCAAGGUGAGGCAUUACAAGAAGAGGUCAAAGGAAUUGUCCGCGGUGUACAGGGGCCAAGACAUCAAGGCGCACGAAGGCGCAAUUGUGACCAUGAAGUUUAGCUCUGAUGGACAGUAUCUGGCCACUGGAGGUGAGGAUGGGGUUGUGCGUGUGUGGCGGGUGGUGGAGGGGGAGAGGCCCAAUGAACUUGACUUUGCCGAAGAUGAUCCUUCAUGCGUGUUCUUCACAGUCAAUGAAAACUCCGAAUUGGCCCCUGUCAACUCCAGUGAAGGGAGUAAGAGCAAGCACUACAAGAACUCAAAGGUGUCGACAGAUCCAGCCUGUGUUGUGAUCCCUCAUAGGACCUUUGCAUUAUCCCAGGAGCCUGUGCAUGAAUUCUAUGGACAUGAUGAUGCGAUCUUGGAUCUUUCAUGGUCAAAAAAUAGGGACUUACUUUCUUCAUCCAUGGAUAAAACUGUACGAUUGUGGCAGGUUGGGUGCAAUAGUUGCCUGAAGGUUUUCUCCCAUACUAACUACGUAACAUGUGUGCAGUUUCAUCCUACCAGUGACAAUUAUUUUAUCAGUGGUUGUAUCGACGGAUUGGUUCGCAUUUGGGAUGUUCGUAGAUGCCAAGUCGUGGACUGGGCUGAUACCAAAGAGAUAAUCACUGCAGUUUGUUACCGCCCUGAUGGAAAGGCCGCAGUGGUUGGGACCAUAACAGGGAAUUGUCGCCACUACGAUGCAUCAGAAAAUCACCUGGAGCUGGAAUCUCAAGUCGCUCUCAAUGGAAGAAAGAAAUCUCCACUUAAAAGAAUAAUCGGUUUCCAGUACUGCCCAUCUGAUCCAAAGAAAUUGAUGGUAACAUCUGGCGACUCGCAAGUCCGUAUUCUUGAUGGGCUUCACGUAAUUUCCAACUACAAAGGACUGCGAAGUUCAAGUCAAGUUGCUGCAUCAUUCACACCAGAUGGAGAUCACAUUAUAUCUGCUAGUGAUGAUUCCAGUAUCUACAUGUGGAACUAUGCAAACCAAAUAGCUCCCGUCACAAACCAUGUGAAGACUGUAUGGUCAAAUGAGCACUUUUCCUGCCAUGAUGUGGCCAUUGCGAUACCAUGGAAUGCCUCUCAGACAAGGAAUUCUAUUUCACUGGCUUGCAGUAUCACUUCUUCACAGCAAGAAGUCUUGGAUGAGUUCCACAAUGAACAUGAUAGCUCAUCAUGUUCUCAUACUGAGGAUUCCCCUGAUGGUGAUAGUCUGUACCAAUUACCAUCUGGAAAUUUCACUCUUAGCAGUGCCUUCUUUGCGGAAUCUGCUCCAAGGGGAUCAGCGACAUGGCCAGAGGAGCAGUUGCCAUCAAAUUCGACAACACAGUCUACCUUGAGGAAAUCUCAGUACAAGUUCCUGAAGGCUUCUUGCCAGAAUGCUGCUACGCACGCCUGGGGCCAGGUAAUAGUGGCUGCAGGCUGGGAUGGCUACAUCAGAUCCUUCCAGAACUAUGGCUUACCUGUGCAAGUGUGACAUGGUACUAGACAUGCAUCAUUUACCAUUGAUAGUCCAAGGCAAAAGCUUGGGUAUGCCUUGAGAAGUCUGGCUGGCCCUGACGCCCGUCCUGAUUCAUUAUUUCAGCACAAAGCGUCACAUGGCUGGUGCGUGAGCUGAAUUGCUUGUGGACCAGAAGUUGUAUGUAGUCUGAGUGGUCCUUCAAGAUCUUGACAGCGUCAACACAUCGUAGCAGGCCCGCGGAAGAUGAAUCGCCUCGCAGAAUUAUGCAAAGGCAUGUGGGGAUUUAGGCAGCAACACGUUGGUGUUCUUUCUUUCUUUCUCUUCUUUGUUUUGGCUCCUGUUAGGGCCAUCCGUAAAUAUAUAUAGGAGACAUACAUAUUUUUGCCGAGUUGAAACUUCCCUCGCCCGAACCGGAUAGUCGAUGGACAAUGGGCAAGUGGAGAGCUAGAAAUCACUGUUGGAUAGGGGGGAAAAAUUCAGAGUGGUGGGGGUGCACAUACUACUGGAUUCGUUUCAUUUGUUCACAUUUCAUGAUUCAUAGCCUGGCUGAGUCUAUGAUGGACAUUGAUACUGGAGUUGUAUGUGUUGGGAUGGAUCAUGGAUGGAACCCUGUGGUUGUGGUUGGACAUGGUCAGGUGGGUGUGGCCUGUGGGGGACCUUUGUGCAGGCAGAGGGCAGGCCUUUCUGGAUAGGGAUGGUGCAGUUGGUUCUGAUGGGUUUCCUAACUCCAGGGGCCAGGCCUUUGGGUAUGGGACUAUACUAUCACUCAUUGCUGCUGUUAAUGCCUUUGUUUAAAAGCUGGGUCCAUGUCCAUGCUCAGAUCUUGGCCUUUUAUCUCCUGCUUGCACUGUCACGUCCCUUUUCUUCCAGAUCCCUCCCCAAGUCCUUCCUAUUGAGGUGAUAUUCCCAGGAAGGUGAAAUUGCCAUUACAGGUUUACACUUAUUCUUUGCAGUUUACUGGUCUUGUUUGUUUCAAGAACCAUUGCCCAGCAGUCACAGAAAUAAUCUUAGUACUACCGUCCAUACGAAUCUUUUCAAGGUUUUUUUUAGUACUCUUAUCUCUUUUCAUCAAAGAUCUCUGCAGUAAAACGAUGGCAUCAAAAGUACAGCCAUGGAUGGGACAAGCUCAGCGAUGGCUGGUUCUGCCGUUACAAGUACUCUCCCCCCGUUCCUGUCUGGCCAUCUUGUACUAGUAGCAAUGGGCAUAGCAGCGGAGUACAACUACACUCCUCCAGUAUCGUUGUUCAAAAAAUGCAGGUGCCAGGACGACUGAGAUCCUGACAGGGCUGCCCAGUGGAUGAUGGUGCCCAUGCCAUGCCAUGCUCUGCAGCAGCAAGGUGAUGAAAUGGAAUCAUCAGCCUGGAUGCUGCCUUGCCUCAUUUUAUGCAACAGUGGAUGUUAUUUUUUCGGUGCCAGUCCAGUCUGGUCAAGGAGUAAAGAUCAUCAAGCCAAGCCCCCCUGAGGACAAUGGCUCUCUGGUCCAUCACCUCACCUGCUGUAAUUUCAGAAAUGCACUGCUCAUUCCGUCCAAAAAAACAACUUAGAAGUGGAUAUGACAUCUUCCUUUUAUUUA
Oryza sativa Japonica Group (Japanese rice) is the source of this 4256-nucleotide messenger RNA. RefSeq lists its product as uncharacterized. NCBI's taxonomy places the organism in Eukaryota, Viridiplantae, Streptophyta, Magnoliopsida, Poales, Poaceae. The record is from RefSeq and is a predicted model, not a curated record. Gene Ontology annotation, molecular function: protein binding.